Molecule: messenger RNA, 441 nt
Organism: Penaeus monodon (black tiger shrimp)
Lineage: Eukaryota; Metazoa; Arthropoda; Malacostraca; Decapoda; Penaeidae
Exons: 2
Coding region: 1-441 (146 amino acids)
Source: RefSeq, a predicted model, not a curated record
AUGUCCAUCUCUCAAUUGGGCUUGGUGAGGGCAGAGAAUGGUCGCAUUGUGUCAGAGCCAGGUGAGUAUUGGGUCCGCUGGGUUGAGUACUUUGAGCAACUGUAUAGGGUAGAUCCCACGACUUCGCAACUCCCUUUGGCUUGGACACAGCCCCUAGUGGCUGAUCCACCAGUCAGUGAGGCACCACUUUUCACCAAAGAGUGUACCAGGCAAGGUCUUCACUCAUCUGCUCAUGGCGCGAGUGCGCAACUACCUUUACAAGUACAGAGAUCUAAGCAGUCUGGUUUUACACCCAAGAAGUCAACUGUAGACCGUGUCUUAGCACUUUGUGUCCUUGUGGAACGCCGGCUUGAGUUUCAACAAGGUAUGCUUGCAGCUUAUGUUGAUCUCAAGAAGGCUUUCGACUCAGUGCACCAGAAGAGUCUCUGGAGCCAACUGUAG